GCUGGCUUUGGAAGGAGGGGCAUAGACUGGGAUAGAGACUUUCAAGUAACGUAUUCAUAUGUAGUAACUGUAUGCAUCGUCUCCUGCCAUGUCUCCCAGGAUGGUGAUGAUGACCUCUUCUCAGAGCUGCCUGAUGUCUGCUGCACUAUGAGGAGGAAAGAGUUUGCUAUGGGAUGGACAAGGAAGAAGAGAACAAAUAUGUGUCCCAGCUACAAGAGGUCUUCUCCAGCUGUGACACAACAGGCACGGGUUACCUGGACAAAGACGAGCUGACAGAUCUGUGUCACAAGCUCCAUCUGAAUGCACAGCUCCCAUUACUCCUGCAAACACUACUGGGCAACGAUCACUUUGCCAGGGUUAACUUUGAGGAGUUUAAAGAAGGGUUUGUAGCUGUGCUUUCUUCAUCUAUUGACAUCAGCAUAUCCGAGGAUGAUGAUGAUGAAAGCAGUUAUUUGGAGCCAGUCAUUCCAGAUGAAGUCAAACCAAAGUUUGUAAAAGGUACCAAGAAAUAUGGCCGACGCACUCAACCUGAGCGUGAAGCUGCAGAAAAUGAGGCCAACAAGAAUCUGCAAGAACCGCAUCAAGGCAAGAAUAAGAAGAAAAGCUCUCUGAGGAGGUCCUCUUCACUGGAGAGUGUGGAGAGUCUGAAGUCGGAUGAAGAAGCAGAAAUAGUGAAGGAGCCUGAGAUUGAGAACUUUGAAGCAGAAGGGCAGCUAAGGGCAUGGAACACAGGAAUAUAUGACAGUCCAAGAAGAGCUUCUGAUAUGACUGAAAACCAGGUGCGGGACAUCUGGGAGGAGCUCGGUAUUGGACACAAUGGAUACCUCAAUCGACAGGAACUUGCCACUGUAUGUAAGAAUAUAGGACUUGAAGAUCUCAGCAAAGAGGAACUUGAAGACCUGUUCAACAAGCUGGAUAGAGAUGCAGAUGGCAGAGUAAGCUUUCAAGAGUUUCAAUUGGGCUUGUUUAGUCACACUCCUAUUGCUUCCACACCACUAAAGCAUCGACGUUCAUGGGCACUUUACCAGGCAGAAGACAUUAGCCUUAAAACGCCAUCCUUGCUGUCUGGAUUUGGGGGCCUCCAUGUUUUCUCAAGCAUUGAUGAUGGGGCUGGCUUUGGAAACCCAGAACAGAUCAUGUUCAUCUGGGAAGAGGAGGGGGUUGAGGAUGGAAAAGAAAUACUUCUGAGCUUGGAUUUUAGUCUGGAGCAGCGAGUGAACCUCAUGGAGCUUACUACCGCUUUAGACAAUGAGUUGAUUGCGACGAAGAGCAGAAUUCAUUUGGCAGCAUUGGCAUCUUACAAGCAUGAGCUGACCCAUCAGCAUAUCCAAGCUGAACAGAUUAGUAAAGAGCGAGAUAAAGCCAAACAGGACCUGGUGAGAGCAGAGAGGAGGAACUCACUGCUGGUUGAUGAGGUUGAUGACCACAACUCUGCUAUGGAGAGUCUCAAUGAGAGCAAAAUUAAGGAUUUGGAACAAGAGUACAGACAGCGCUUGUCUUCUAUGCGAUCAGAGUUGGAGAAUGAGAAGGAGCAAUUUCUACACCAGACUGACCAGCAAAAGAAAAAGCUGGAGACAGAUUUGGCUAAUUACCAGGUGGAACAGGCCUAUCUCAGACACAAACUGGAUUUAUCUGUAAAGGAGAACAGCAGGUUACAGAAAGAACUGGUGGAGGUUGUGGGAAAGCUAUCUGAAUCAGAAAGUCAAGUGGUAAAACUGCAGACCAGCCUAGAUCAAAUUCUGCAAGACAAGAAACUGACAGAUCCUCAUAAUACAGAGUUUUACACACAGGAGGAGAAAUUUGCAGAGAUCAUUCGGGAAUAUGAAGUACAGUGCAUGGAACUGCGUGAUCGGAAUGAUGAACUGCAGAUCCAGCUUGAAACCCUCCAAUCCCAGCACAGCGAGAGUAAAUAUACACGCUUACUGGCUAAGAUAAAGGAUAACAAGUUACUGCACCACAAGACAAAAGAAAAGAUCCACCACAGCCAUAGUAAUGCUGAUACGCCUGCAAAAAAGGGACUGACCUCAAGGUUGAGAAGAAGCGUGUCUGCUGCAGGCUUCAAUGGCUUGUCACCUGUCAUGUCAGGAGCUCCUUCUAUGACCAUGGAGGCUGAGUUGACAAAGCAUCAAGUGAAAGAACUGCAGCAAGAAAUUGAAGAUCUCAAAAUACAACUUGAAACAAAGGUCAACUAUUAUGAAAGGGAAGUGGAACUGAUGAAAGUUAACUUUGAAAAAGAAAGGAAAGACACAGAGCAGAGCUUCAAGCUGGAAAUCAGUGAACUUGAGGAGCAGAAGGCUGAUCUUGAGGAACUCCAUGCAAAAUAUCAAGAGGCGAUAGAUGGCUUGAAAGAACAGCUACCCAAAACUGCUCAGCUCCAGCAAAUGGAGAAGAGGUUUGAGAAAGAGAGAACUGCCAUGGAAGAAUAUUAUGCAAAGGAAGUGUCUGCACUGGGCCAGCGACUAUCCAGGGAGAAGGAGCAGCUAGAGGAAGAUCUAAAGAGGAGCCACCAGCAUGAAGUUCAGUCAAUGAGGAUGGAACUGACUAGGCUUUCUGAAGAUAACACAUUCCUCAGGACCAAGGCUGACCGGCUCCAACAAGAUCUCAGUAAAAUGGAUGACACCAACAAGCAAUACAGAACUCAACUUGAGGAUUUGAGGAAAGAAAGAGAGUGCCUCCAGGACAAACUGGAACAAUUAAACAAAAAGUACCAGGACUACCAGAUUGAGUUCUCACAAUCAAAUGUACAGCAUGAGGAGACAGUUCUUCAUCUUAACACCAAGCUUCAGGAGGUCACUGAACAGCAGGAUAAAGCUAACGUUGUCCUAGAGCAACUGCAGGGAAUGAUUACUGCUCUGGAGACUGAGAAACAUGAACAGCAAAUGGUCUGGAAAAGAGAAAGAGACGAUUUAGAACAAGAACUGCAGAAAAUAAAGCAAGAGAAUGAGAAAUACUGGGAUGAACUUUGCCAGAUGAACACACAGAGCCUUCAGUUGACAAGCACCUUAUCUGAUCUCACUGCACAGAGAGAGGAGAGCUAUGGCACCGUACAGCAAAUGAAUGGUAGACUCAGAGAGUCGAUUGAAGAAAAGCAUCAAGCAUCUGCACUUGUAGAGCAGCUCCAGGGAAAGCUUAUAGAGCUAAAGAGAGAGAACCUUCAGACUGAGGCUGUAUGGCAGAGGGAUAAAGAACAGCUUGAAAGUGACUUGCAAAUGUGCAAACAGGAGAAUCUUCAGACCCAUAAUGAGUUAUGUCAGCUGACCAGCGCGGUGUCUCAACUAAAGAUUCAGAACAAGGAUGGCCAGGAGAACAUUCAGCACUUUGAAAGUAGGCUGAAAGAGGUCUCCAAGCAGAAGGAAGAGGCCACAGCAACCACAGAGAGAGUUCAAAGCCAGCUUCAUUUAUUAGAGAGAGAGAAGACUGAUUGGUGCCAGGCUAGAGAACAACUGGAACAAGAUCUGCAACUAUCUAAAGCUAAGAUUGAAGCUCUGUUUCUUCAACACAAGCAGGAAAAACAAGAUCUUCUAAAUGGGUUAGAUAAGAGCAACAAACAGCUCUUGGUUGUGGCUGCACUUCAAGAAGAAGUAUCAUCUUUAAAGCAUAUAAAGCAGUCUCUGGAAGAAGAGUGUCAGUCUGUUACCAGAUUACUGAAAGAAGCCACAGACAAGGUGAGUCAAACAGAAGGGCUGAAGGUUGAAUUAAAAGAAGCUCAGGAGGAAUGUCAGACUCUAAGGAGAACCCAGGAUCAAUUAAGAGCAGAAAUGGAGGCGUCUCAGGAUCAGCUACUGGAAGCCAACAGCAAGCUGACCCUUGCACAGUCACAACAAAUGCGGGAAGUCCAGCAAUGGAAGGAGAAGGUGAGCAGUUCUGUCCCUAAGGAACAGCUGUCACAUCUGCAGAGCAGACUGUUGGAAGAGCAGCAGAAGGUCCAGCAGCUCCAAGAGCGAUUGAGGUUUCAUGCAGAGCAGACCAAUCGACAACUGGCAAUGCAACAGGAGGAACAUGAGAGGCUGCUGCGGAGGAUGGAGGAACGGAUGCAGGAGGUAGAAAUUAAUCUAAAGAAUGUGCGCAUCAUGCUGCGGGAAAAAGUGGACCAGCUAAAGGAACAGCUGGAGAAGAAUGCAAAAUCGGAUUUCUUGCUGAAGGAUCUAUAUGUGGAAAAUGCCCAUCUGAUGAAGGCUCUGCAGGUGACAGAGCAGAGACAGAAGAGUGCAGAGAAGAAGAACCAUGUCCUGGAGGAUAAGAUUGCAGCACUGAACAAAGUUGUUAGAAAAAUUGCACCUGCCUCUCUGGCAGUCUAAUGCUGGAUUUGCACUGAGAGACUGACAGGAACUGAACGUUUAGCAGUCAGUGAGUCAGUGUCACUUCAUCCCCAGCCUUUGUCAGCAUAAGGGAUCUCAGGAUGGCUUUUACAGCAGCACCUUAAGUGCCCAGAGACAUGAGAUGACUGUG
Messenger RNA from Nanorana parkeri, 4449 nucleotides. It is a transcript of the gene NINL, whose product is annotated as ninein like. NCBI's taxonomy places the organism in Eukaryota, Metazoa, Chordata, Amphibia, Anura, Dicroglossidae. Gene Ontology annotation, cellular component: centrosome. Gene Ontology annotation, molecular function: calcium ion binding. The transcript is spliced from 28 exons. Gene Ontology annotation, biological process: microtubule anchoring at centrosome. The record is from RefSeq and is a predicted model, not a curated record. The coding region runs from base 174 to 4298 and encodes 1374 amino acids.